This is a messenger RNA of Chaetomium globosum CBS 148.51, 1269 nucleotides long. RefSeq lists its product as uncharacterized. Gene Ontology annotation, cellular component: cytoplasm. Gene Ontology annotation, molecular function: Hsp70 protein binding. Gene Ontology annotation, biological process: protein refolding. The coding region runs from base 1 to 1269 and encodes 422 amino acids. NCBI's taxonomy places the organism in Eukaryota, Fungi, Ascomycota, Sordariomycetes, Sordariales, Chaetomiaceae. The transcript has 3 exons. The record is from RefSeq and is a predicted model, not a curated record.
AUGAGGUUACUCAAGACCAUUCUGCUGCCGCUUCUGGCACUGGCCCAGGCUGCGCUUUGCGCCGAGGACUACUACAAGGUUCUCGGCCUCGACAAGCAAGCCUCCGACAGGCAGAUCAAGUCGGCCUAUAGGCAACUCAGCAAGAAAUACCACCCCGACAAGAACCCCAACGACUCAACAGCCCACGACAAGUUCGUCCUCGUCGCCGAAGCCUACGAAGCCCUCUCCGACGCCGAGUCGCGCCAAAUCUACGACCAGUACGGAUACGACGCGCUCAAGCAGCGCAAGCAACAAGGCGGCGGCGGCGGGGGCGGGCACGACCCAUUCGACCUCUUCAGCCGCUUCUUCGGCGGGGGCGGCCACUACGGCAGCCAGCCGGGCCAGCGGCGCGGGCACAACGUCGAGGUCAAAGUCCCCGUCGCCCUGCGCGACUUCUACAACGGCCGCACCACCGAGUUCCAGUGGAACAAGCAGGAGAUCUGCGAGGAGUGCGAGGGCACGGGCGCCGCCGACCGCGUCGUGCACGCCUGCACCGCCUGCGCCGGCCGCGGCGUCCGCACCGUCCGCCAGCAGCUGGCCCCCGGCAUGGUCACGCAAGUGCAGAUGCAGUGCGACGCGUGCGGCGGCCGGGGGAAGAGCAUCAAGCACCGCUGCAAGGCCUGCGGCGGGGAGCGCGUGGUGCGCCGCCCCGCGACCGUGUCGCUGACGGUGCAGCGCGGCAUGGCGGACGGGGUGCGCAUCGCGUACGAGAACGAGGCGGAUGCCAGCCCGGACUAUGUCGCGGGGGAUUUGAUCGUGCAGGUGGUGGAGAAGGAGCCCGAGCUGGAGGGCGAGGAGAGCAACCCUGACCGGGUGGACGGCGUCUUCUUCCGGCGCAAGGAGGACGACUUGUUCUGGCGGGAGGUGCUGUCGCUGCGCGAGGCGCUGAUGGGUGGGUGGACGCGGAACGUCACGCACCUGGAUGGGCACGUCGUGCGGCUGGGGCGGGAGCGCGGCGUGGUGGUGCAGCCGAACCACGUCGAGACGGUGCCUGGAGAGGGCAUGCCCAAGUGGCACGAGGACGGCGACAGCGUGUACCACAAGACCGAGUUCGGGAAUCUCUACGUCGAGUAUACCGUCGUGUUGCCGGAUCAGAUGGAUAGUGGGAUGGAGAAGGAUCUGUGGGCCGUGUUUGAGAAGUGGCGGGCGAAGAAUGGCAUCGAUUUGCACAAGGACAGCGGGAGGCCUGAUAAGCCGGUUAUGCAUGACCAUGAGCACGACGAGUUAUAG